AUGUGGUGUGGUGGAGCUACGGUGGGUGUCAUUGCAUUUGGUGGAGGUGCUGGUUGUUUAGAAGGUGGAGAGAUUGUGGGUGAAUUAGCAACCGGUGGAGCGGUGGAAGGUGUCAUGGCAGGUGGUGGAGGGUUGGGUGAAUGCGCAAGUGGUGGAGGGACGGUGGCGGGUGUUGUAGGUACUGAUGGAGCUGCGAUGCCAAAUGGUGGAGCGACGGUGGGCGGCGUAGGAAUGGAUGGAGGGAUUAUAGGUGGAUUACCGGGAGUUGGAGAGGGAGUGGGUGGUUUAGGAAUGGACGGUGGGAUUGCAGGUGGGCUACCAGGAGGUGAAGCGGGAGUGGGUGGUUUAGGAAUCGACGGAGGGUAUGUAGGUGGAUUACCGGGACUUGGAGUCGGAGUGGGUGGUUUAGGAAUUGAUGGAGGGUGUGUAGGUGGAUUACCAUUCCCGGGAGUUGGAGCGGGGGUGGGUGGUUUAGGGAUGGAUGGAGGGUAUGUAGGUGGACUACCAGGUGGAUUAGGAAUAGACGGCGGGAUUGUAGGGGGAUUGCCAGGAGUUGGAGUGGGUGGUUUGGGAAUUGACGGAGGGUAUGUAGGUGGAUUACCGGGAGUUGGAGUGGGGGUGGGUGGUUUAGGGAUAGAUGGAGGGUACGCAGGUGGACUUCCGGGCGUUGGUGGUUUAGGAAUGGAUGGAGGGUGUGUCGGUGGAUUGCCUGGCGUUGGAGCUGGAGUGGGUGGUUUAGGAAUAGAUGGCGGGAUUGUAGGUGGACCACCAGGAGGUGGAUUGCUCGGAGUUGGUGGUUUAGGGAUAGACGGAGGGUGUGUAGGUGGAUUACCAGGAGCUGGUGGUGUAGGGAUGGACGGAGGGUAUGUAGGUGGAUUAGGAAUGGACGGAGGGUGUGUAGGUGGAUUACCGGGAGGUGGAGCGGCAGUGGGUGGUGUCGGGAUGGAUGGAGGGUAUGUAGGUGGAUUACCAGGAGUUGGAGCGGGAGUGGGUGGUUUAGGAAUGGACGGAGGGUAUGUGGGUGGUGUAGGGAUGGACGGUGGGAUUGACGGAGGGUAUGUAGGUGGAUUACCGUUCCCUGGAGUUGGAGCGGGGGUGGGUGGUUUAGGGAUGGACGGAGGAUAUGUAGGUGGACUACCGGGAGGUGGAGGAGGGUAUGUAGGUGGAUUAUGGGGAGGUGGAGUGAUGUUGUUGCAUGGUGGAGUUCCCGGGGUGGUAGGGGGAUUAGGAGAUGGUGGAGCAAUUAUCGGUGGUGUUGAAGGCGGUGGGGUGAUUGUGGGUGGUGUUGCAGGCGGCGGGGUGAUUGUGGGUGGUGUUGCAGGCGGUGGGGUGAUGGUGGGAGGUGCUGCAGGGGGCGGGGUGAUGGUGGGUGGUGUUGCAGGUGGUGGGGUUCUUGUGGGAGGUGUUGCYGGUGGUGGUGAUGGGGUGAUUCCRGGUGGUGUUGAAGGUGGAUUAGGACUUGACGGAGGUGUUGCCGGUGGUGGUGAUGGGGUGAUUCCGGGUGGUGCUGAAGGUGGAUUAGGACUUGACGGAGGUGUGGUACAUAAUGGCGUUAUCGGAGGUGCAGCGGGCUGCGGCGGUGAAGGCGGAGGAAAUGGAAUUAUAAAUGGAGUUGGUAAGUUAAUACGUGCAACCUGUAACCAAAUAAUAAUUGAUCAAUUAUGCUUAACAUGA
Molecule: messenger RNA, 1674 nt
Organism: Cynara cardunculus var. scolymus (artichoke)
Lineage: Eukaryota; Viridiplantae; Streptophyta; Magnoliopsida; Asterales; Asteraceae
Product: glycine-rich cell wall structural protein 1-like
Exons: 3
Coding region: 1-1674 (557 amino acids)
Source: RefSeq, a predicted model, not a curated record